CGAAGGCGGGAGAGUCGAAGUCAGCCGAGGGUCAUAAUGAUCUGUUUUUAAAGUGAAAAGCAGACAUAGUUUCAGAAUGUCGGCUCAGAAACGGAAGGCCUCAGACACAGAAGAUUCUCCAUCCAAUGAGGAACCAAGGCAAAAGUUCCUUCAUAGAGAUGCUAGUCCAUCCGAAGACAAAGAGAGUGAACUCCAUGAGAUAAAGUCCAGAGUGAACCAGAAGCAAGAGGUUCUGCGCAAACUCCGACUGGUUCGCAUGUAUCGCAACAAGCCAGAGAUGCAAGACCUCGAUACUGUAACAGCGAAGUGGCUCCAGGUGUGUCAGGAGGCACUGCAAGACCUGCUCAUCAAGGUCAAAGAGCAGAUGAGCAAUGAGAUGGGGCAGGAGGAACUUACUCUUACACAACUUGUAAAUAAGUUAGGCCUUGAUCCAGAGCUGCUGAUGUUAGACCCUGUAGAGGAUUGUUUUAUAACCCGAUAAUCUUCUCCCAACUCCCCCUCCCCCCCCCCCUUUUUUUUUCCUUCUUUCUUUUUCUUGGAAUGAUAAUAAUGUGUCUGGGAUAGUUUUGAGGAAAAUAUAAAUUUAUAUCAAUUUUCAACAUUGGUGAGGAAAAUGAGUUUGGAAUAGUCAUGUGAAUAACAUAAUUUGUUAAUCAUAGUAUUUUGCAGUGUUCAUUUUCAAACUGUAGCAAUGUAUACAUAUAUUUUUUUCAUAAAAUGUCUAAUCAUAUAUAGGAAUUCCAUAUCUAGUGUAUAAAUUGUUUGUGUAGUUACAAACAUUGCCUUUGUAUAUUUGUAUAACUAUGUACAUUUGCUUAGCAAUAAGGAAAAAUGAUAAGUAAUCAUUAUAGAUUUAUUUUCACCUUUUAUCACAUAUCUUAUAUUUGUAUUAAGAGGUGAAUUUUUUUAUCUGUAUUAAGAGGUGUAUUUUUUUACUUUAAAAUGAGGUUCAUGUUUUGACAUAACAAUCAAAUUAAUUCUAAUGAAAGAGUAAACAAUAGUUACCAUUCUAAAGAGGUUUCUUAAAAAUAACGGUAGGAUAAUAAAAACAAGUUUUUUUUUUUGCAUGAGGUAAUCUAUGAAUCAAGUUUUAAAAACUCAGAACACAUAGAAGAAACUAUUGUUCUUAAAAUAUUCACAGGGUUAGCCCAUUCGCCCUGGAGUUUUGUUCUGUCCCCUGUAGUUUUUGGUGAAUUUUGUUACAUACAGAUGGCUCCACAUGUGCUCAGCCGGCAAGGAGUCUAUCAGUAGGACCUAGUUACCGAUCCUGAUUUUCACAUUCCUUGAAUUGGCGGGAAAAUGUGUUUUUCUUAUUAAUAUCAUUGCUAUCGAUGCUGUUAUUAUUUUUAUUGAUGUUGUGAUUUUUAAAUUGUCAUUAAAAUAUUUUAGACAAUGAAAUGAUACAAAAGACCCUUUCCUAAAGUGAAGGAAAAGAGUAAACAGGUGAGAAAGGUAAUUCUGAUAACUGGCUAUUUGUUGAUUAAGAACUUGUAGAGCCAUCUAUGCGUAAAUACAAUAAAUAAACGUGUAUUACAGAGGGCAUGGCAUAUAUUCUUGCCACAUGGGGCAAAUGGGUUAAGGUUUGAUCUGGAAAGAAGCCAGAAAUACAAUUCUUUGGUUUUAACAAAAACUUUCAUCAUAAACGUGUAAGACAAAAGAAGAAAAAAAGUUCUGUCAAAUUGUUCCCUGACUGAACUCCUACUUUAAUCUACUAGAAAUAAAUGUAUAGUUUAAAAUACUAGUAAAGACACAACUAACUGUUACAUUAUAUACUUGUACAACUUACACCUUAACAUCUAUUAUUUGUCUGUGUUUUGUCCUCCCUGUGACAUCAAUUAUGCACAAUUCUAAUGUAAUACUUGUUAUUUGGUACAGGUAUGGGUAUGUCUAUAUUGCUGGGAGGAUGAGGUUUUGAAUGAGUGGGGAGGUAUUUAGUGUACAGAUGAAGGUGUGAUUAUGAGUGUGUAUGAGUAUAGAUGGGUAUGGUGUAAAUGGAAGGGACUGAAUGUAUGUUUCACUUUGAAGGGCAGUGUGGACAUGUCCUAAAGUUCCUCUUCACCCACUACAGAGUCACCUAGUCCUGACUAUGGCUGCAGAAUAGCAGGAAGACCAUGGCAGGUUACCCAACUGA
Penaeus indicus is the source of this 2131-nucleotide messenger RNA. Its product is annotated as swi5-dependent recombination DNA repair protein 1 homolog. Lineage: Eukaryota; Metazoa; Arthropoda; Malacostraca; Decapoda; Penaeidae. Gene Ontology annotation, cellular component: Swi5-Sfr1 complex. The coding region runs from base 77 to 481 and encodes 134 amino acids. Gene Ontology annotation, biological process: positive regulation of DNA-templated transcription; double-strand break repair via homologous recombination. The transcript has 2 exons. The record is from RefSeq and is a predicted model, not a curated record.